AUACAAAAUUACGUGUAACUGAAAAUUAUCAUCUUCUGCGCAUACUCCCAGCUUGCGGCAUCGAAACCCCCAGAGUUGUGAAUAAGAUUUUUCGUGCACUCACUGUGCAGGCCCGAGAGCACGUUCACGAUUGUGAUCUGCGUCUGGGUAACAGAUAUAUUGUUAUAGGCUACUACGAUUACACACGCGCUGGUCAACUGUUUCAAGCAUGGAGCGUAACGACACAUUAGAAAGCACAUUUGCGAUGAGUCUGCGCAAUAUAACCGAUCAUGAAUUAGACGCCUUAUUGCACUUCGAUAGUCCACCGCCGACUCUUCGAUUCACACACAGCUCUCAACAGCAGCAAAUGAAUGAUGAUCAUAGAGAAGCAGAUGCAACUUUUAGUAUUUUGGAAUUUAACCGGGAAGAGCUUCCCUCACAAAUGAGUUCACAAGAUGGGGGCAUAAAUUAUUUCCCAGACGAUUUAGAUUUUACUCUUAAUUUUUCUCAAGAAGCUGCAGAAAGAUCUCACUCUGUUAUAAUAAAUUCGCUGGAAUUAGAAAGUAUUGAUUUGAGUAAUACCGAAUUGAAUGAAUUUCCGCAAAUUAAUGCUGCAACACCAAGAAAUCGAGAUUUAGUUGACACCGAGGUCUCAUAUUCAAAGAACAUAUCUACGUGCGAUCAAAGUAAUGCAGAACGGAGAGAAUCUGUCGAUGAAGUGAUCAAAAAAGAACUUCUGGAUAUAACUGUAUUUGAAAAUUUUUCCAGCGAUGAUGAUUUUGCCUCUUUUAAGGAUGUGGAGUUAGAUUCAUCUUCCGAACUUGGACUUGAAUGUAUCGGAGAAGCGAAAUUAAAGCGAAUGUGCCUAACUCAGAUGGAAUCUCCAAAGCAAGAGCACUUUCCAAUACAAAUACACACAUCAUGCCCAGCACCGAUUCGCGUCGAGCAAAGUCCGGCUUUGCCCAGUACUAUUUCGCCUGGUAAUCAAAUGAACUUGACGGACUCGCAAAUAACCACCCAAACUGAUGCCAUAGAUUACAGAGUCAAUACCAUCAACAAAUCGAAUCCCUCAGCUCAAUGCUAUAAAAACUCAUCGCAUGCUGCGACUUCGCACACUAGCGUGAUAACAAAUUCCCCGGAUUACAAUUCAACGGUCGACGCCACUAUGGUGCCUGCUUCGGUGAAACAACUGUACGAUAUUGUGCGCGACCAAUACUCUGAUUUCGCCUUUGUUUACUCGUUAAGCGCACAGCUAUGCCAAGAUCGUGUGCCAAUGGAUUGCUUCGUCAACUUAAAAAUGGGCCUAUUGCUCAGCUUAGCAUCCAUUAGCUCAAACCCAGAUCGUCCCCCUGUACCGAUAAUUGCGUUUGGCAGCGACACUUAUAUGGCCAACUUCUUGCUCACCAACGUAGCGCAACUGGCAGCGCGCUUUGUUGGACCAGCCGACGACGUAAAACCGACAUCCAACAGUACUUAUCGCAACUGUAAUUGGUUAGUAGCCGAUCCGAUCAUAUUGGCGAAGGGAGGUGUUUAUUUCGUCGGUGAUUGGUCGCGUUUGAAGCUGACGCGAGCCGAUCAAAUUUUUCGCAUCAUCGAGUGCGCACGAGUUCCUCUUGAUCGCUCAUCACAAACGUGUCCAUUGGAGUGUGCCCUUUGGACACAUUGGCGCUCAUCCAAAGGUGAUGCUAAGGAUCAACAAACAUUUAACAAAGUCGUUAAAAUUUUCGGCAUUCCCAUUUGCAUGGACGACGACGAUAAACAUGAGGUGCUCGUGGAUUACAUUCUAGAACAGUCGUCGGUGAGCGUCUUCGAAUCGACUGUGGAUCAUUUGUCAAUUAGCAGUGAGGACAUGCGUCGCUAUUUAAGGACAAUUUCCAGCCGUUCUGUAGAUCUGACACCGGAAGCGUCGCACCUUUUGCAAAAAUACUUUGUAACAUCUCGCUUUGCGCGCCCUGAAUGCCUAACUAAACAAGCUUUUGUGGUAUUGAAACAAUUUGCCGAGUCCUUUGCGAAGUUAUGCUUCCGCCACGAAGUAUUGGUUUGCGAUGCCGUUGCAGCUUGUUUCAUGUGCGAACGUUUCAUACGUAGCAUUUUCGGUGUGACCGAAGACUCUCCGCCUGCAUUUGAAUCACACAAUUUUGUGGGUUCUGUGGAUGCGCAUAUGCUAAAAUUCCAAGAAUGGCUAAAAGCCUACAUCAAAAAAUUUGACGAUAAAUGACUUAGGUAAAUGAGAACAAAUGUACAUAAUUAAUGUUUUCUUACAAAAUUACAUUUUAUUUUAGAAUCAUACUUUAAGUUAAACGUUUUCAAAUAGGUUACAGAUUUACAUAAACAUAUGUAUGUAUGUAUCAAUAAAUAUGCUUAAGUAUACAUAUGUAUGUAGUUUAAAAACUUCCGAUUCAACGAAAUGUAUAAAAAAUACUUGCGUCAAUACAAAAAUGUCAAUACACAUAAGGCUUUAGUUCAGUUUCAUAUAAAUA
Messenger RNA from Anastrepha obliqua, 2459 nucleotides. RefSeq names its product minichromosome maintenance domain-containing protein 2 (gene mei-218). Lineage: Eukaryota; Metazoa; Arthropoda; Insecta; Diptera; Tephritidae. Bases 209 to 2197 code for a protein of 662 amino acids. The transcript is spliced from 6 exons. The record is from RefSeq and is a predicted model, not a curated record.